AUGAGAAGAAUCGACGAUAGAUGGACUAAACGAACGCUAGAGUGGAUCCCAAUGGACGCUAAACGCCCCCGAGGGAGACCGCCAACGAGAUGGGGUGACGUGUUCGCUGCACGGAUGGACCAGCUGAGACCUCAGCUGGAAACGGCUCAAGGACCUCGUCAACGUCACUCACGAAGCUUGAGAACAUCUUGGAUGACAAUGGCGAGGGAACGAAACGAGUGGAAGAGAUGCUGGGGCCCGCACGUCCAGUCCAGAAGGCGGGCCAUCUAA
Necator americanus (New World hookworm) is the source of this 270-nucleotide messenger RNA. RefSeq lists its product as uncharacterized. The transcript has a single exon. The coding region runs from base 1 to 270 and encodes 89 amino acids. NCBI's taxonomy places the organism in Eukaryota, Metazoa, Nematoda, Chromadorea, Rhabditida, Ancylostomatidae. The record is from RefSeq and is a predicted model, not a curated record.